Pestalotiopsis fici W106-1 is the source of this 1527-nucleotide messenger RNA. RefSeq lists its product as uncharacterized. The transcript is spliced from 2 exons. Gene Ontology annotation, biological process: mitochondrial respiratory chain complex IV assembly; protein insertion into mitochondrial inner membrane from matrix. Gene Ontology annotation, cellular component: mitochondrial inner membrane. The record is from RefSeq and is a predicted model, not a curated record. NCBI's taxonomy places the organism in Eukaryota, Fungi, Ascomycota, Sordariomycetes, Amphisphaeriales, Sporocadaceae. The coding region runs from base 1 to 1527 and encodes 508 amino acids. Gene Ontology annotation, molecular function: membrane insertase activity.
AUGUUACCAAGCAGAGGACUUUCCAUCUCACGCCCAGUAGCAGGGCUGCGCCAAAGUAUUCCACGUCCACGACAGACAAUCUCGUCAUGGCAGACUGCUACGCGCCAAUACUCUCAGAUUCAACGAUUUGGACGUUCCUCACAGCCAUGGAGUCCUAGCUCGGGAGCUCUCCUGGGCCAUAGCAGCGCGUUGCCCCGAUUGUCCUCCGUUUCCCGCAACUCUCUUCGCUUGGGUGCCACGGCUGGUGCUUCGCGAUCUUUGUCGCUCUGGCCCUUUGGUUCAAGCCAACAGAUUUCCGAGAGUAAGAAUGCAAGCUCAGCAACCUCAUCAGCUGCCCAGACUGGGCUAAGCAACGAAACCACUACAUCCGCCUCGCCACUGUCCUCUCCCGAGCCACACUUUGCAGAGCAUACCACAGGCAGCCCAGACGUAUUCGAAAGCUCUGCCGACCCGGCCGCAUCUUCUUUCAGCCCUGAGCUAUUUAGCGACCUCGAAUCGGCCUCAAUUCUUGAUAUUCCAGAACAAAUCGGCUACCUCAAGCACUUGGGCUUGGACUUUGGUUGGGGUCCCACCGCCAUGUGCGAGUGGCUUCUCGAACACAUUUACAUUUAUACUGGGCUGCCAUGGUGGGCCUCCAUUGCCGCUGCCGCAUUCGGCGUUCGACUUUUAAUGUUCUAUCCUACUGUCAUUGCUCAACAACAUUCUUCCAAAUUAGCUCUGCUGCACAAGGAUCCCGAAUUUGUUAAGGCAUCGGCAGAAGCCAAGGAAGUUAUGUGGGACAAGGAUGUAGACACCAUGCAGCGGAUGAAGGUACAAGCAAGAGUUCAGGCAAUCACCAAGCGUGCAGGAGUGUCAUAUUCCAAGACGUUUCUACCUCCUUUGGCUGUUAUUCCAUUCAGUUAUGGCAUGUUCCGUCUCCUGAGAGGAAUGGCGGCACUGCCGGUGCCCAGCCUUGAGACUGGAGGUUUUGCUUGGAUCACCGAUUUGACCGUAUAUGAUCCCACAUACAUCCUCCCCCUGGCCUCGGCCGCUCUGAGUGCUCUUACCAUGGUGCAGCACCAAAAGGCCAACCUGAACCCGACCCCGCAGAGCGAGUCUAUGGCCAAGUUCAUGCUCUACGGUCUCACCCCUUUUAUGUUUGUCGCCACCAUGUGGUUCCCUGCUGCCGUCCAGUGGUUCUUCUUCGUCUUUGCCCUGUCAACCGUAACACAGGGAACGGCGACACUUAACCCUAUGAUUCGCCGCCUAGUUGGGCUGCCUGCCAUCCCGGGCAAGUCGGCAUCGAUUUCGCCGACAGGAGUGCAGUAUCAAGCUCCUUCGCGAGGAGGCAUCCGCGGCAUGAUGGACGGUGCCACUCAGAACAUGACCAAUCUACAAAAGGGCAUUGAGGACUACACUGGAGGUCCUGCCAAAGCCGCCCUCAAAAAGGCACAGGACUAUGAAAAGAAGAGGGCACAGGAAGAGAGAGAAAAGGCCAUGAACCGAAUGCUCGAAAACCAGAGGAAGAGAAUGUCCCGGCGAAACUAA